AUGCACUUCUUGGUGCCGACGUCUUCGUCUUCUUCUCCUUCUCCGGCGAACACUUCUUCAUUCUCUCUCUUAUUCCUCGCUCCCUCUCAAAUUCCUGAGAAUCUCUGUAAAUUACCGGUUAAGAUCCAUAUCGGAACCCAUGGAAUCUCCGGUCAAUCAACCAAGCACACGUCACUGUGUGCAGUCGUCGACAGAUCCUCCUCAGGUGUAUCAACGCAAAAGGAAUCUCCGAAUGGCGAAGGAGGGGAACCUAACGCGGAGGGAGUGCUAGUAGUUCGAAGGCCGUUGUUGGAGAAUUCCGAUAAGGAAUCUAGCGAGGAAGUAGAGAAAAGUUAUCCAGUGAGGAUCGAUGCCGGUCUGAGUAAGAUAGCGAAGAAGAUGCCGAUUUUUGAGCCGGAGAGAUCGGAGUCGUCGUCGUCGUCUUCAGCGGCGGCUGUCGCAAGGGCCCAAGAGAAGCCGCUUUCAGUGAACCUGGACUUAUCUCUAUACAGAGCUAAGGUCAUGGCGAGGAAUUUCAAAUACAAAGACGCUGAGAAGAUUCUGGAGAAGUGCAUAGCUUACUGGCCGGAGGACGGGAGACCGUACGUGGCAUUGGGGAAGAUACUGAACAAACAAUCGAAGUUAGCCGAAGCUCGAAUCGUGUACGAGAAAGGGUGUCAAGCUACACAAGGAGAGAAUGCAUACAUUUGGCAGUGUUGGGCUGUCCUGGAAAACAGAUUGGGAAAUGUAAGAAGAGCUAGAGAAUUGUUUGAUGCAGCUACGGUGGCUGACAAGAAGCAUGUAGCAGCCUGGCAUGGAUGGGCAAACCUGGAGAUAAAACAAGGGAAUAUUAGUAAAGCGAGGAAUCUGCUCGCCAAGGGCCUCAAGUUUUGCGGGAGGAACGAGUAUAUCUACCAAACGCUUGCCUUGUUGGAGGCCAAAGCUAAUCGGUAUGAACAAGCAAGGUACCUGUUCAAGCAGGCCACCAUCUCCAAUUCCAAGAGCUGUGCCAGUUGGUUGGCAUGGGCACAGUUGGAGAUACAGCAGGAAAGAUUCCCAGCUGCUAGAAAGCUUUUUGAGAAAGCUGUUCAGGCAAGCCCCAAGAAUAGGUUUGCGUGGCACGUGUGGGGGGUGUUUGAAGCUGGAGUAGGUAAUGUUGAGCGUGGAAGAAAGCUCCUGAAGAUAGGCCAUGCGCUAAAUCCUAGAGACCCUGUUCUCCUUCAGUCCCUUGGAUUACUGGAGUACAAACACUCAUCUGCCAAUCUUGCUCGGGCUUUACUAAGGAGAGCAUCAGAGCUUGAUCCUAGACAUCAACCUGUUUGGAUUGCUUGGGGUUGGAUGGAAUGGAAAGAAGGAAACACAACAACAGCUAGAGAACUUUACCAAAGAGCUCUAUCCAUUGAUGCAACUACCGAAAGUGCUGCUCGCUGUCUACAGGCGUGGGGAGUUCUAGAGCAGAGAGCAGGAAACCUAUCAGCAGCAAGAAGAUUGUUCAGAGCAUCACUGAACAUCAACUCACAAAGCUACGUUACAUGGAUGACAUGGGCAAAACUUGAGGAAGAUCAAGGAGACUCCGAACGCGCUGAGGAAAUCCGCAACCUCUAUUUCCAACAACGCACGGAGGUUGUUGACGAUGCUACGUGGGUGACGGGGUUCUUGGAUAUCAUUGACCCGGCUUUAGACACCGUUAAAAGGCUAUUGAACUUUGGUCAGAGCAAUGACAGCAGCCGGUUAACCGAUACUCUUAGAAACAUGGGUGGAGCCAAAGAGAGCCAAUCCAAUCAGGAACCUGGGAGCGGGAGCUCUGUAGGACGCGAGGAUACUGAAACCGGGAGCGGAUUUAACCUCGAUGCUUUUUUACGCGGGAAGCUAUCGUUGGAUCCGUCUAAGCUUGACGUUAAUCUUGAUUCUCAGAGUAACGGCAAAUCUAGGGUUUUAGAAAUUUGGGCAAUUCAGAGCUCUGAGAUGGGUGAUUCAAACGGAAACUCGCUCAUUGAAAUCGAUGAACAGGAAGAAGCAGAAGACCCUUUUCUGGCGUUCAUCGACUAUUCCAGAGCGGUGAUUUCGCCGGGAGAAGACGAAAUUGAGGAGGAUGGGGGCAAGAGGAAUCCCAGCGAAGCCACGACUGAGGCUAGUGGUCCGGGCUGGAGCUGGAUCGCCUCGCGUAUCUUGAAAACCUGUACCGCUUAUUCGAGCGGUGUCACUGCCGCGAUCCUCUUGUCCGAUCUCUCUCAGGCAUGGCAUGAGCAAAACAAACCAGGAAUGUCAAAGAAGAAGCCGGAACUCAUAGACCAGUUGAAAAAGAGUCACAGAAGAAGAAGGCUCGCUAAUACCGUCACAAUAGACUCCAUCUACGAGAAGAAUUUUCUGUCCAUGAACAGCGUUUUGGAAGCUGUUAUUAUCAAUGCCGAUGUUCUUCCUGGUACAAACAUAUUCAUGCUUACACUAGGAGAUUUCUGGAGCUCCAACACUAUCGAUCUCUAUCUACAUCGCAGAUAUUAUGAGCUGGUGGAAACACCAAAUGGGAUUCUUAGGAAAGGCAGAGAGGUUUUGAUCACUGGAUGCUACCUUCGUACUGCUAGAGAAGGAUGUGGCAUCCCUCGGUUACUUCCGACUGAGUAUCUCGUCAUUUUGCUAGAUGAGGAUGAAGAUGAUGAUGCAAUCCUCAUAGCAGCUCAAUUUUGUUCCGAUACUUUCUCAUCUGUUUCUCUUGAUGCUUUCAACAGUGGAACUUCAUACUCUUUGUAUGCUAGGAUUGAAUCUAUAGGUCCUCUGGAAUCUGAACUCAAGUUUAGUACUGCGCAUAGAAGGCAAAUUGCACUUGUAGAUGGUGACGGCGUUAGGUUAAAAUUUAUCUUGUGGGGAGAGCAAGUCAUCGUGGCAAACCUUAUGAGUGUGGGAAGUGUGCUUGGGCUUGAGAGGCCUUAUAUAUCUAGUCUCGAAGAGAGCGCAAUGGAAGGAAAGGAUGAAUUCUGCCUUGAAUAUGGUAGCGCAACACAUCUCUAUCUAGUGCCGCCAACCUUACAAGAGGAAAUGGUUUGUGUAUCAUUUUCCCAAAAUCAGUGUCAAGGAUCUAAACUGCUUGGUUCAGUAGGAGUUUCGCAGGUGACAUUGCCUCGUGACGCCGAGGGGUCUAUAGACUUCAGUAAUUAUCCUUUUCGGACGAUUAUAACAGACAUUCGCGACAAAACCACUGGAAUCAGUCUCUAUGGCGUUGUAACAGAUAUCUUACGUGAUCCAAAUGCCACGGGAGUGGUAUUUUCUUUGAAAAUUGAGGACACAACUGGAGCAAUAUGGGCUAAGCUCCAUUUUACUAGUUACUGGUCAUUGGGAAGGUUAGGGCUUGGUCAUGUCGUGUACGUAUCUGGGUUAUCCUGCAAAAGCACAAAAGAGAAUUGCCUUGAGGUGUCAUGGCAUGAGAAGGACGAGAAAGCUACAUUCAUCAACCUUAGCUGCUUGCCUGCAUUUCUAACCUCGUCUUGUCUUCACAGAGUCUCUACUCUCUCUCAGAUAUCAAAACAGAGGAAGCCUGCUAUAAACAUUUGUCGGGUUAAGCUGGACGAGAUUGACCAAUGCCAUAACAUCAACACGAGAUUAUCGCACAGCGUUUGCGGCCAUUUCAUAGACGAAAACUCAUCAUCACAUGGAGGGAAUCUGCAUUGUAGCUUCUGCCGAGUAAGCUUGAACAGUAACGCGGGAUCAGAAGUAGUGAGAACUUUCCACAUAACGAUAACACUUGCAGACGAGGAAACCAAACUAUACGCGUGGUGUACGGGUCAGUCUGCAUCAGCUAUACUUCAGAUUUCCCCUGACGAGUUCUGUGAGCUCCCUGAGGAUGAUCAGCUAAUGUAUCCGUCUUCAUUGGAGAACGAGUGGUUCCUUGUGGCUUUAGCAAACAGCGGUGGCCGGAGUUUGAGUUCCCGCCAUCGGUUAUCUCGUGAGACGGAGGCGACUUGCUGGGAAAUCACCCGCGCUCUCAAGAUUUAAAGUUUAAGCUACCGUUAACAAUUUGUUAUGUCAUAAAAAAGAGAGAAGAGAAUCUGACCGUGUUAAAUUAGUGAAUUAAGGACGUGGCUUGAUGUCUGUUUUCUAAAAAGGGUGGGCCCAGGCUGCACCUUCUCCUGUCCGUUACAUUUUCUAUGUGAAGAUAUUUUAUUUACCACUGUU
Molecule: messenger RNA, 4146 nt
Organism: Thlaspi arvense
Lineage: Eukaryota; Viridiplantae; Streptophyta; Magnoliopsida; Brassicales; Brassicaceae
Source: the annotation of a GenBank genome assembly